Messenger RNA from Gadus morhua (Atlantic cod), 7247 nucleotides. RefSeq names its product phosphofurin acidic cluster sorting protein 1 (gene pacs1b). Gene Ontology annotation, biological process: protein localization to plasma membrane. Bases 363 to 3260 code for a protein of 965 amino acids. The transcript has 24 exons. NCBI's taxonomy places the organism in Eukaryota, Metazoa, Chordata, Actinopteri, Gadiformes, Gadidae. Gene Ontology annotation, molecular function: transmembrane transporter binding. The record is from RefSeq and is a predicted model, not a curated record.
GGGAGGAGGAGAGGAGGGGUGGGGGGAAAUUUCCGCUUCCUGCACCGAUAAACAUUUUACGACUGAAGUUGUGGAGUAAACUGGGGGGCUUUUUUCAGCGCGAGCUCACGGCGUGAAAUGACGUCGAGGCUGCAAUGUUGUCACUAAUAUAGCGAGGCGAUUAGCUCCACACCGGAUCAACUUUGGCUGCCCGACGUCUUUUUUGCGCAUUUGCAGCUAGGGCUAUGCGUUUGGGAAUUGUUACUAGGCAAACGUGAAGAGUGGGAACCAGACAAAAAACGGGCAGUCACACCACGGAUAUACCCCCAUAUCGUUUCGUUUGAACCCUUUUUUGUGUACUUGGUUAAGAACAAGCCUCCAGGAUGUCGGAGCGCGGAGGGCUCCCGCGGACUGGGGGUGUCCCCUCGCCGCACAUGCAGCCCUCCAAACCGGUUACGAUCGCGUCGAAUCGCCCGGUGCACAUGAACCUCUACGCCACCUGGGAAGUUGACCGAUCCUCGCCCAGUUGUGUGCCGAGAACCUCAUACGAACCAACACACUGGGUUCCCAGAAGCGCUGUAGUGUCUGCUCCCUCACAGCAAAUCCAUACAUGUCUCCAAUAUAAUCACCAAGCCGGCCCCACCCACCGCGGAGCCGUUUUGGACGUGGAGCGACGAUGGAGUGAUGGAGAGGGGAAGCACCGCUAUCCGUGGCUCUUCAACCUGACUCUGAAGAAGCUGAUCAUGCUGAAGGAGCUGGACAAGGACUUGACCUCCGUGGUCAUCGCGGUCAAACUGCAGGGCUCCAAGCGUAUCCUGCGCUCCAAUGAGAUCCUCUUGUCUGCUGCGGGCCUGACCGAGACAGACCUGCAGCUCACCUUCUCUCUGCAGUACCCCCACUUCCUGAAGAGGGACGCCAACAAACUGCAGAUCAUGCUGCAGAGACGGAAACGCUACAAGAACCGCACCAUCCUGGGGUACAAAACCCUGGCUCUGGGGCUCAUCAACAUGGCCGAGGUGAUGCAGCACCCCAGUGAGGGAGCCCAGGUGCUGGGGCUGCACAGCCAGCUGAAGGACACCUCGGUGCCUGUGGCCGAGGUCCGGGUGUACUCCCUGUCCAGCCAGCCCAUCAACCAGGAGGGGCCCAAGGCCAAGAUGUCCGACCGUUCCCCAGACAUUGACAAUUACUCGGAGGAAGAGGAGGAGAGCUACUCUUCGGAACAGGAGGGCAGCGACGACCCUGUACAUGGGCAGUAUCUGUUUGACGAAGAGGACGAGGUGAGGAAGAAGAAGCUGCGACGGAAGCCCCCCUCCAACACGGCCAUCGCCCGGCAACCCAACAUCAAGCAGAAGUUUGUUGCCCUACUGAAGAGGUUCAAAGUGACCGAUGAGGUGGGCUUUGGCCUGGAGCACGUGUCCCGGGAGCAGAUCCAGGAGGUGGAGGAGGACCUGGACGAGCUAUAUGACAGCCUGGAGAUGUACAACCCCAGCGACAGCGGGCCAGAGAUGGACGAGACCGACAGCAUCCUAAGCACGCCCAAGCCCAAGCUGAGGCCGUUCUUCGAGGGGAUGUCCCAGUCGAGCUCCCAGACGGAGAUCGGCAGCCUGAACAGCAAGGGCAGCCUGGGGCGGGACGGCACCUUCAGCCCGCAGGGGGAGCCAGUGCCCAUGGAGAAGAUGAAGCCCUCCCGCAGCCGCAACCUGGACGAGGCCCAGGCCGAGAGCAACACACUGGAGCUGAGCGACCAGGAAAUGGUAGCCGAGGUGGGCCCCUCCAUUACGGUGUCCGUGGCGGAGAAACCCCGUACGCCCAUGAAGAUCAGCAAGAACGAGAACCAGCCCAUGUCAUCCCCAAGGCUGGAUGGAAGCCACACCCCCAGGCAGAAGCGCGGGGCCACGCCCAUGAAGGAGAGGCAGCUGUCCAAGCCGCUCAGCGAGAGGACCAACAGCACAGACUCUGAGAGGUCCCCCGAGCUUGGGCAGACCGCGCCGGUUCUGAGGAAGGCGGUGUACGACCAGCUGAACCAGAUCCUGUCCUCGGACUCGGCCCUCCCAGAAACACUGAUCCUGGUCAACGGGACGGACUGGCAGGGACAGUACGUGGCCGAGCAGCUCCAGAUCGGCAGGCAGCCGGUGGUCUGCACGUGUUCGGCGGCAGAGAUCCAGGCGGUCCUCUCCGCGCUGCUCACGCGCAUCCAGAAGUUUUGUAACUGUAACUCGUCCAUGCCGCGGGCGGUAAAGGUGGCGGCGGUGGGCAGCCAGAGUUACCUGGGCGCCAUCCUGCAGUUCUUUGUCACCCAGCUGGCCAACAAGACGUCCGAUUGGCUCAGCCACAUGAAGUUCCUGGUGGUGCCGCUGGGUUCCCACCCCGUCGCCAAGCACCUGGGCGCCCUCGACAACCGCUACAACGCGGCCUUCCUGGACACGGCGUGGCGGGAGAUGUUCAACCGAUCUGAGCCCCCUCCUCCCUCAGACCAGCUGGACGUCGCGGGGAGGAUUGCCCAGUACGUGGGUGGAGCCACGGUGACUCACCAGCUUCCUAUCGCGGAGGCCAUGCUCACCUGCAAACACAGGACGCGUGAUGAGGACUCGUACCAGAAGUUUAUUCCUUUCAUCGGGGUGGUGAAAGUGGGCCUCAUCGAGUCCGGCCCCUCUCCGAUAGGCGACGCUGAGGAGGGCGUGGCCGUGAGCCUGGCCGUCCCCUCCACCUCCCCCCCCACCAACACCUCCCCCUCCGGGGCCAUCAAGGAGGCGGCAACUCCCCCCUCCUCCCCCUCCAUGGGGUCCGUGCUGACGGUGCAGGGAAGCCCCAGCAUGUCCCACGGCGUGGAUGCCAUCGGGCUGCAGGUGGACUACUGGCUGGCCUCGCUGGCGGAGAAGCGGCGGGAGGGGGAGCGGCGCGACACGGGCUGCAAGAACACCCUGAAGAGCGCCUUCCGAGCCCUGCAGGUCAGCCGGCUGCCAGGAGGGGGCGGCGUGGAGCCGCAGGCGCACGUCAGCACCAUGGCCAUGACGGUGGUCACCAAGGAGAAGAACAAGAAAGUGCCUACCAUCUUCCUGGGGAAGAAGCCCAAGGAGAAGGACCUGGACUCCAAGAGCCAGAUGAUCGAGGGCAUCAGCCGGCUCAUCUGUUCCGCCAAGCAGCAGCAGACCAUCCUGAAAGUAUCCAUCGACGGCGUGGAGUGGAACGACGUCAAGUUCUUCCAGCUGGCCGCACAGUGGCCCACCCACGUCAAGUACAUCCCCGUCGGACUCUAUGGCUACAGCAAGCCCCCCUCCUAGGAGUCUGCGUCCAUCAUGACCUCGGCCCCAACCCCCCCUCAACCCGGACCCAGCCCGACUCGACCUCAUGACCUCCUCCUCUCUCCCCCCCCCCCCCCCCCUCCGUGGCUGCGCAUGCGGAAGCCUAACCCUUCAACCCCGCCAAGGCCCUUGAGCAAUGCAACGUCAUUCAGACGCAGGUCUCGUUCGUUGGGUUUGUUGUCGUUUUUUGUGUGCGUUUGUUUCUUCUACUGUUUGCUCAUUUUUUCUCCAAGACGCACAGAAGGGAGAGAUAGGGAGUGUGUUUUUUUGGGGGGGUGCAUUGCUACUACUAGUCACUUUAUUACGUGUGUGCAUGCGUGUGUGUGUGAGUGUGCGAGUUUAUGUGUGUGUGCGUGAGUGUGUGGCCAUGUACACGUGAAUGUUAAUUGACAAAUGAAUGUGUGCGUGUGUAUGUGUUCAUUAGGGGCUUACAUAUUGGCACAGCUUUCCUUCUAUACCUGCUCAUUAGCUACUGAUCCAUGACACCCCCAAAAGCAUGAAGACUACAAACUAUUGUACUCUUAACCCACCCCUGAUACCGCUGUUCCUAAAUCACUUAACCAUUGACCCUGACCUUGAUGGUUUCAAACCUAUAAAACUGCCCCGAAACCAGAAGACCGAAACUCAAACCAUGCAUGUUUAGACAUCCCGUCUAUGCCACUUGUGUGCCGGAAAAACAACAUCAAUAUGAAAAACAGGGCUACCGCUUUAGCAUGCGACGGAUAGCUUACAAAAAACGUUUACCAAUGAAGGCUGGUAGCAUGCGAUGCUGACGUCUGACCGUGUUUCAUACAGAUGCGCCCAUCAGUUUGCUUAGAAUUGAAGGGCUUCCGUUGUUGCAAAAAGCAUUUCUGAUGCCUUAUUGCGUCUAGGUCUCUAUGAUCAUGCAUAAUGUACCUUGGGAACCAGCCCCUCCCCUUUAAUCCUGCGUCGGGGCGUGUCAUCCUAAACGAGCACACUGGAAAGAACUCUGGUGCCAAGUUGCACUUCAUUGUCUUAUUUUCUAUGCACUUUUUUUUCUCAAUAACAAACCGGCAUGUAGUCCCUACCUACUCUCCUGUUGCGCUUAAUUGAGCUCAUCCGGGGGUUUGCUCCCGCCCAACUGCAGCUAAUCCUGAGAAAAUACCAAGGGAAACAUUAGGAUUUGGUUCAAAGACCAAAAUUGUUAACCAGUGAUUUCGACCAGAAUCUACUGAAACAGAAGGACGCUAACUCCAUUACUAGCUUGUCCCCCCCCCCUCCCCCUCCUCCGCCAUUGAGAACUGCCUUGAUUGUGUGUAUCUGUGGAUGCCCUCAACCCCUCCAUAUAUUAAAGCACAAUGUAAUCAGUCUGCUGGCCCUCCCCUCCCCUCCCCUCCCCAAAGGAGCUGCAACAGCCAGUUCAACUCUUUUUAAUAGUGAAUCGUCGUGGUCUCGGGUCAUAAUCUGAUCUUCAUGUUUUACUGUGAAAAUGUACCAGUGAUGCAAACUAUCCGCCAUUGCGUAAUUUCAUAGGAUCCAUCCUGUCUGAAAAAAACGAACAUACAUUUAAGACCGAUUUUAUUUAUUGUGCUUUUGACCCAAAUCCACAAUACGUAAUGUAGAUUGUUAUAUGGUGAUCUGUGUGUGUGUGUGUGUGUGUGUGUGUGUGUGUGUGUGUGUGUGUGUGUGUGUGUGUGUGUGUGUGUGUGUGUGUGUGUGUGUGUGUGUGUGUGUGUGUGUGUUCGGUAAAUUGAAAUCCAAAAUAAGAAAAAUACUUUCUUUUUUUACCAUGGGCCAAUUUUUACCAGUGUGUCAACGUGGUCGUUAAUAUUACAAUGUCGUCUAUAUUAGAUUAGGCCUGCGACGUCGACAAUGGUGCACCAAUGUUUACUCUGGCCUGGCACCGGGCCAAUUCAUUGAACCCCAAUGAGCUGUACGUUCAACUGAAAUCUUGAGGAACAGUCAACUUUAAUAAUCAAGUAACCUGAUCACACUGAACCCAAAUGACAACAGCUUCAUCUUUAGAAAAUGUGGCUUCGGUGCAAAAUAGAAGUUGGUUUUUCUGUGUGAGAGUUAUGAUUAUUAUUAUUAUUGUUGGUGUUUUAAAAAAAGAGCAGGAACUUUCCAGACUAGGAUAGCUCUGGUUUGUGUAUUUGCAUAGCAACACUCCUCGUCAGAGUAGGUAUUAAGGACACAAGUUUUAAUAGUAUUAAUGCAAUUGCCUUGAUUGUUACAGGUUUGUUUGUUCAUUCGUUUUCGAAUUGGACAUUUUUAUUUUCCUCUUAUGUCAACGUAACAGUGUUAGUUAUUUUAACUCGAAUACCAUAUGUCUGCCCGGUUUUUACUUUGGCCAUUUCUCUAUUCAUCGUAUCCUUAUAUACUAUUGGGAUGUUUAAAGCCUCUUCUGGCUAAAGGUGAAAGCAUUUCUUUCGACUAUUUAAAUUUCAUUUUAUAGUUAAAAUGGGUGUAAACAAUGUUGCUUGAUAAAAUAAGUUAUUUAGAAAGCUGCAGCAUUCUGUUAUUGUUCUGGGAGCAUGCUCUGUAUCUGCAAUGUUUUCGGUAAAACUGGGCGGUCUCAAGUUUACGAACCAUUUGUGAACUUGAAAUCAUCACGCUACCCUCCUGUGAUCGAUGGAGAGGGAGGGGUCUGCGCAACACCGCGCAGCGCAAUCGGGAAGAUUUGAUAAACAUUCAGCAUCAUUAAAAGAAUAUCGACUUGCACCAUGUAGGGUUUUAAAACUAAUUGAUGGUAUAUCUGUACUUAUAGGUGUAAGCAUUACUUUUUCUGAAACAAAAUGCUCUCUGCUAGUUGUUAACCUCAUUAUUGUCCAGAUGUGAUUCUAAUGUGGUUCAAUGUGGUUCCAAAUCAAUCUGGCUGGAGACAGCCGAUGGAUGUGGAGAUGUGUCUCAUACACCUCACCAUGCCAAGUUUAUACAUGAUAUUAUGUCACCCAAGAUGACUAAGGGUUAUGUGUGUGUGACGUACAUGAUUUGUGAGCGUUUUAAGGGGGUGAAUACUCGCAAAAUCAACCGCCUGAAGUUACUGGUGUUCACCGGGUCAAUGUUAGGAGAGACCAGAUCAUUCCCCACCUUUGUCCCAACCCUUCAUAUAUUCGGAGUCUCUCUUUUAAACUUACGAUGCAUUUUUUUAUUUUUCCAUUACCGAACUUUAGGAUCCACUGGCUGUAUGUGUGUUUGGGUGUGCGUGUGGAAAUCUCACGUUAGUUCCUGUGUGUUGACGUGUGCGCCGUUUACCUCUACCCGUGUAACCUGUGUUGACUCCGUGUUCGUGAAAUGAAACCGUGACGUCGGUCGUUGCCUCGCUUUUCCGAUGUCCGUACUACUCGUUGCUUAGGUUUAGAAGUGUAUGUUCAAGCCGAUUUGAUCUAACAGUGGCCUUUUCUCUCUCUCUCUCUCCACUGUCCUCGGAUACGUUGUCACUCACACACUCACACGGUGACACACACACUUAUACACUUUCUUCCAAAGUCUUCUCCCAGGAUUCCACAAGCUUAGCCUUCUCCACAUAUUUUUUAAAAGCCCUCUUUAUCUUUCCUUAACACACACACACACACACACACACACACACACACACACACACACACACACACACACACACACACACACACACACUACUAUAAUAACACACAUAAUUCUAUACAUUUCAAGGAAAGAAAUGCAUAGCAGUUGUCUGUGUAUCCAACUGUGUAGGUGGAGUGCAUUUAAACAAUUCUAAGCUUGUGGAAUUGGAAAGUAUUUUGCACACGUCAUUGUUUUCCUCUGUCUUCAGCAUUUUGCCUUCAAUGACUAAGUAAUAAUAAUAAUAAACUGUAAUGCCUGUACAUAUCUGAAUAGUUCUUGUUAUAUUAUAAUCUAGUUGGUUUUCUUCAUGUGUUUUGUAGUACGGCUUUUUCAUGAUUUAAGUUGUCAAUCAAACAUGUGGAAUGAAAGGUGGAAUUAUUAAUUGUUUUGUUUGUUUUUUAAUAAAAAACAAAGAUCAUCAUU